Molecule: messenger RNA, 540 nt
Organism: Exserohilum turcica Et28A
Lineage: Eukaryota; Fungi; Ascomycota; Dothideomycetes; Pleosporales; Pleosporaceae
Exons: 2
Coding region: 1-540 (179 amino acids)
Source: RefSeq, a predicted model, not a curated record
AUGCCCUCGUCGCUCCCACCCACCAGCGCACUCCCCCACCUCGCCACGCCCGACCUCACCAAGGUCCUAGAUGUCCUCUUCGAGCCCUCAUCCACGCUGCACUCGCUCAGCCUUCCUGUGCUGCGCUCCGCCCCCUUUCCAGACUACCCCACGCUCAUCUCGGCCGUGACGGCACAGUUGUCCGCCCUCGCCAGCUCCACCCAGCCCCAGGAUGCACAGCGCCUAGACCAAAUCCUCGGCGCCCAUCCACGCCUGGGCGCCAAAAAGGUCGACAGCGAGCUGAGCCAAAAGGAGCAGGCCCAGUUGCACGCGGGCCACGACGACCAAGGCAGAAUGCUCGACGCCCUGAAUGCCGAGUACGAGGCCAAAUUUCCUGGCUUAAGAUAUGUCGUCUUUGUCAACGGCCGCCCCAGACCCCAGAUCAUGCAGAACAUGCGCGCCCGCAUUGACCGCGGCGACGCAAAGGCCGAAAGACUCGAGGCCAUUCAGGCCAUGUGUGAUAUUGCCCUCGACCGCGCCUCCAAGCUGCACACCGAGUAG